Protopolystoma xenopodis is the source of this 855-nucleotide messenger RNA. The record is from the annotation of a GenBank genome assembly. NCBI's taxonomy places the organism in Eukaryota, Metazoa, Platyhelminthes, Monogenea, Polystomatidea, Polystomatidae.
AUGCCACCUGAGUCUUUCGGCGAAACGCUCCAGUCUCAUUUGCCCUCGUCACGAGGACAUGCUCCCUUUUUAUGCAUGAAAUCGCAUCGGUUCAGCCUCCCUCGACUUGGCGGCUCUUUCUUCUCGUUCCACCUACUUGCGACUCGACAAACAGCUUCGAGUAAACUCCUAUUCUCCUUCACUACGAUUGGCGAUGGUAGCCCAGUUUCCUUCUUGUUCUGCUUCCUUUUCUUCGCCGCCCGCCUCUUUUUCCUCCUUCCCCAUCCCCAUCCCCUUCCCAUUCUCCCUACGGCUGUCUUCGCCAUGGUGACCGAGCACAAGGAAGACAAGAGACUGGGAUCUUUUAACAAGGACACAAAGCUACUUCAUUUCUCUAUUUUUCCAGCUGUAUCGGCUUCUGCAAAUUGCCAACAACACCCCUCCUCCUCUCUUGCCUCUCCUGUUCUUCAUCUCUCUCUCUCUCUUUCUCUCUCUCUCCUUCUCUUCACUAUUUCCAUUUAUAGCCUCGUCACGGUCUGCCUGCCAGUCGAUCUAUUUCUGUCUCGAGCCCACUAACUCACACGCCGCAUACACACACAGCCACAGCCACAUCCAACCGACCAGCAGGCAAAUCAGGAAGUACUUGUAGCAUCGGUUGAGAUCACGUCGGUCGCUCCACCACCCGGCCAAGAAGUUGCACCCCGGACUGAACCACUUCUGGUCGCGGCCGUCACAAUGUGCUCAGUUUUGAGUGCUAACAACAACAGCAACAACAACCAACAGCUGCGCUAUGUUGCCACCCGCCCUCCCACUCAUCCAACCAUCCAUCUAUCACUUAGACAACAGCUAAAGCGAUUUGGUGCAAUGGCGAUGUGA